AUGGAAAAUAAUAAUAAUAAUUUUAUUGAAGAAGAAGAAGAAUUAAGUGAACCAAAAGAAAAAUGUGGAGUUUUUGCAAUUUAUGCACCAGAAUUAGAUGUUAGUAGAAUUGCAUUUUUUGGAUUAGUAGCAUUACAACAUAGAGGACAAGAAUCAUGUGGUAUAGCAACCUAUGAUGAAUUUCAAAGUGUACAUGUAGAGACAGGUAUGGGAUUGGUGAAUCAAGUUUUCAAUGAAACUAAUUUGAAGCCAUUGAAGGGUAAGAUGGCAAUUGGACAUACACGUUAUUCAACAGCAGGAAAGAGUACAUUGGUCAAUGCACAACCAGUGAUUGUGCAAACAUUGCAUGGUCAAAUUGGUAUUGUACAAAAUGGUAACCUCACCACUGCAAAGAGUUUAAGAAAAGAGUUGAUGCAAAAGGGUGUUGGUUUCUUUAUAGAUAGUGAUGUCGAAGUAAUUACACAAUUGUUAUCCAACAAUCCAGAGGGUUGCGAUCCACAUAAACCAAAUUGGGAGAAUAGAAUCGCCCAUUUCAUGAGCAAAGCAGAGGCUGCCUACGCAUUGUGUUUGAUGACACCCAACGGUAUCUACGGUGUGCGUGACUCGUUGGGAAUGCGUCCAUUAUGCUUGGGCUCGUUGGAGGUGCCAUGCAAGGACGACCCAACCAAGACCAUCACUCGUUACGUGUUGACCUCAGAGUCUUGUGCCAUCGGCACCAUUGGCGCAAAGUUUAUACGUGACGUUCGUCCAGGUGAAAUCGUACACAUCAACGAGAAUGGUAUCACCUCCUUCAUUGGCCGUUCGCCAUCGGAUAAUCCAGCAUUAUGUGUUUUCGAAUAUGUUUAUUUCUCACGUCCAGAUUCAUCAAUGGAGGGCCAACUAAUCCAUAUCGUCCGUCAACGUAUGGGCGAGACAUUGGCUCGUGAGUCACCACCACCACAAACCUGCUCCAACAAUGACACCAUUGUUAUAGGUGUCCCCGACUCCUCAUUACCCGCUGCCAUUGGGUAUGCCAAACAAUCGGGUAUCCCAUUCACAGAGGGUUUAACAAAGAAUCGUUACAUUCAUCGUACUUUUAUUCAACCAUCCGAUCAUUUACGUCAACAAGGUAUAAAAUUGAAAUUCAAUCCACUCACAGAGAAUAUUCAAGGUAAGAAAGUGAUACUCGUAGAUGACAGUAUCGUUAGAGCAAACACUAUCAAAGCUUUAAUUAAAUUGAUUAGAGGAGCUGGUGCCACUGAAAUUCAUGUCAGAAUCUCCUCUCCACCAGUUUUACAUCCAUGUCACAUGGGUAUCGAUAUGGCAACAUACGACCAACUCAUUGGUCACAAUAGAACAGUCGAAGAAAUUCGUGAAUAUAUAGGCGCUGAAAGUUUACAAUAUCUAACCCUAGAAGGUUUAAUGAAAUCUGUCAAUAUUGGUAUUAAACCACAAGCUGAAACUAAUUCAACUCCAUGUUUUUCAACUUCAUCCCCAACUACAACCAAAAUUAAAAUUAAUGAAAAUAAUCAAAAACAUUGUGUUGCUUGUUUCACUGGUGAUUAUCCUUGCAGUUUAGAUUUUUAA
This is a messenger RNA of Dictyostelium discoideum AX4, 1566 nucleotides long. RefSeq lists its product as hypothetical. Gene Ontology annotation, molecular function: amidophosphoribosyltransferase activity. Gene Ontology annotation, biological process: 'de novo' IMP biosynthetic process; purine nucleobase biosynthetic process. The record is from RefSeq and is a predicted model, not a curated record. Bases 1 to 1566 code for a protein of 521 amino acids. The transcript has a single exon. Lineage: Eukaryota; Evosea; Eumycetozoa; Dictyosteliales; Dictyosteliaceae.